Pipistrellus nathusii (Nathusius's pipistrelle) is the source of this 1293-nucleotide messenger RNA. Lineage: Eukaryota; Metazoa; Chordata; Mammalia; Chiroptera; Vespertilionidae. The record is from the annotation of a GenBank genome assembly.
AUGAGGGUCCCGCCAGCCUGCCUGCUCCUCUGCGCGCUGGUCCUGAGCAACUGCGAGGACAGCCACGAUCUUCACGCCGAAUCGGCUGCGGCAAGCUGUGGCUGUCUGAACGGAGGCACAUGUGUGUCCUACAAGUUCUUCUCCAACAUUCAUCGAUGCAACUGCCCGAAGCGAUUCCAGGGGGAGCACUGUGAGAUAGAUACGUUGGCAACUUGCUACCGGGGAAGAGGUCUGACUUACCGAGGGAAGGCCAACACCGACCACAUGGGCCGGCCUUGCCUGGCCUGGAACUCUGCCAACGUCCUUCAGAAAAUGUACCACGCCCACAGGCCCGAUGCCCUCCGGCUGGGCCUGGGGAAACACAACUACUGCAGGAACCCGAACCACCAGACGAAGCCCUGGUGCUAUGUGCAGGUUGGCCUGAGGCAGCACGUCCAGGAGUGCAUGGUGAACGACUGCUCUUUGCGAAGGAAUCCGCCCGCCAAAGCGGAGUUCCAGUGCGGCCAGAAGGCCCUGCGGCCCCGCUUUAAGAUUGUCGGGGGAGAGCCCACCAGCAUUGAGGACCAGCCCUGGUUCGCCGCCAUCUACAAGAGGCAACGCGGAGGCUCUGUCACCUACAUGUGCGGGGGCAGCCUCAUCAGCCCCUGCUGGGUGGUCAGCGCCACGCACUGCUUCAUUAAUCACCAGCAGAAGCAGGACUACAUUGUCUACCUGGGCCGGUCCAAGCUCAACGCCAACACGCCGGGGGAGAUGAAGUUCCAGGUGCAGACGCUCAUCCUGCACGAGGACUACAGCGCGGACACGCUUGCUCACCACAACGACAUCGCCUUGCUGAAGAUCAUUUCCGACUCGGGCGAGUGUGCACAGCCGUCCCGGUCCAUACAGACCAUCUGCCUGCCCCCGAUAUACGGAGAUGCUCGCACUGGCACAAGCUGUGAGAUCGCCGGCUUCGGAAAAGAGAACAUCUCCGACUAUAUCUAUCCAGAGCAGCUGAUGAAGGCUUCUGUGGAGCUGAUUUCCCACCGGCAGUGUCAGCAGCCCCACUACUAUGGCUCUGAAAUCACCACUACAAUGCUGUGUGCGGCCGACCCCGAGUGGAAGAGAGAUUCUUGCAAGGGAGACUCGGGGGGGCCCCUGGUCUGCCCCACCCAAGACCGCCUGAUUCUGACUGGGAUUGUGAGCUGGGGCAGUGACUGUGCCAUGAAGGACAAGCCGGGUGUCUACACGAGGGUCUCCCGCUACCUGUCCUGGAUCCGCACUCACACCGGGGAGGAAAAUGGCCCAGCUUCCUGA